GCUUGAAGGGGGAGAGGGGGUAUUCACAAAGAGACUUUGGCACAGUGAAUACACUCUGCACAGUGCUACCGAGGCUCUGCAGAGGACAGGAAGGCGGGAGUGCCAUUUGACUGAAGCAGGUAGUUGACCAGUCUCCUCCACCCUAUAACAAUGCGCCUGGCAGCUCUCUUGCUGGUGGGUUUCCUGCACCUCACGUCGGCCCAAGAACGAGACCCAUUUUCCUGGCUGCAUCCCAUGGCUGCACUGCAAGCUGACAACACUGGAGGAGACUGCCCGGCCGAAUGUGACUGCCCUCCAACUUUUCCCAUCGCCAUGUACUGUGACAGUCGUGGACUUAAGCAGAUGCCCUACAUCCCAUCCCGCAUGAAGUACGUCUACCUGCAGCACAACCAGAUCACAUCGGUGUCGAACGACGCCUUUGGGAAUGCCACCAACCUUGUGUGGGUCAUGCUGCAUGAAAACCACAUUGGCACAGUGGGCAAGAAUGCUUUCGCCAACCUAGCCAAGCUGGACCGGCUCUAUCUGAGCGGCAACAACCUAACCGAAGUUCCUGCCAGCUUGCCUCGUACUCUCCGUGACCUUCGACUCAACCACAACAAAAUCGCCAAGGUGCAGUCCAGUGCCUUCGAAGGAAUGGACAACUUGACCAUCCUGCUUCUGAAUGACAAUGCCAUCAAUGACAUGAGCGGGGCACUAAAGGGCCUCAAAUCCCUUACACUGCUGGACAUCAGCAACAACCAGUUGAAGAAGGUUCCAGAAGGUCUCCCAGGCAUGCUGCACCAGCUCUACCUCGGCUUCAACGCCAUCGAUGCCAUCCCGGAUAACUUCCUCAACCGCUUCUCCAACCUGCAGUAUGUGCGCUUCUCCCACAAUGAACUCACGGACAAGGGCAUCCCAGCCAACACCUUCAAUGUGAGCGGCCUGGUGGAACUGGACCUGUCCUUCAAUAAGCUUGAGAGGAUCCCUCCAGUCAGCACCAGUCUGGAGCACCUCUACCUACAGGCAAACCAGAUCAAAGAGUUUACCCUGGGCAGUUUCUGCAGCGUGGUGGACGUGAUGAACUUCUCCAAGCUGAAGGUCCUGCGUUUAGAGGGCAACGAGAUCAGUCGCAGCGACAUCCCGUCCGAAUCGUCCAUGUGCCUCCGCCUGGCCUCAGACAUUGCCCUGUAACUGCAUAAAGUGGGAGACAGGGGGCAGCCUCACCUCUGCUUCACACUUCCCUUUGCUUAUUUUUUCUUUAGUUACGUUCCAAAGCCUAGGCUGCAGUCGAGGAGCAUGGGGACGGAGUGUUGGUAGGACUUUCUUUUGAAGAUUCCUUCCCAGUAGCCUAUUAUUAGGUUAAUUGGUUACACAUAUGAAACAGCCCAACAAUGGUUAAUGGGGGGGUGACUAAAAAACAUGGUCACAUGAUGGCAAUUUUAAUUUUCAGUUUGUCAUUAAAUAUUAUAAGUUGAGACAAGCUUACCAAUGUCGUAGGUCUUUGACUGGGGUCAUCUGAGAUGCCCGAGUCCCAGUGGGGCUGAUUGCGCUUCACCUUAGCAAGCCUAGUCAUUGAGAUGGUAAAAUUAUGCCUUUCAGUGGUCCUACUGGACAUGAUUUGCUUUUCCUUUCAUUAGAUAUGCAAGUUGGAUCCAAAAUGGAGGGUGGUCAGGUCUGUAUUACACCAAAAUUACUUCUUUUUUAAGUUCUUACUCCAUUGUUUGCUCACAGGUGACCCCUGCCGUUUUAGUCUUCUCCUUUCUUGUCGUACGUGUACAAUUAACUGUGGUUAACCAAGGGAUACACAAAGGAUACAUCAGUUGCGUCUCCCAAUUACUAACGUGGCGUUUCUCAGCUACAUAAAGAAGGGUCCUUCACUUACGAACAGCUUUCUUUGACGUAGCAUCCCAGAAAUGUAGCUGACCUCAGUUGCAGCCUAGGCUUUGGAACAGAUCUCUUAAAUGUUAAAUGUUGUCCAGAAUAUUCCUGCAUUGGUUCAUGACCUGUUUUGCUAUUAAUUUGUUAAUUGUUUUUGUUUGUUCAGUGCUUUAUGUUGAUGUAUAUUUCUGUUUUAAUGUGUAUCAAAAGGUCUGUGGUUUGUACUUAUGUAUGUUCUGUGCAAAAGUGGCCUCUUUUCCACUGCACUCACAAACUGGCAUGAGACUUUUGGCUAACCAUACUUGGUGCCACAGAACGGUUUGAUGGGGGCUCUUUAAGAGAUAAAGAUCCGCUAAUUGGCUAGCCAGAUUGUGCUAAUGUUACAGUAGUGAGGUUGGGUUAGACAGGCAAUGAUGCGGGAUGUUUACAGUUCAACCAAAAGAACUUGGAGGCAAGCAUACAAAAGAAAAAUGUAUUAUUUUUGACAACAACAAUUUUACUAGAAGCAAUAACUAAAGUAGAAGUCUUUGACUUAAUUAUUAUAGUCUUAGGCUUAAGCCCCGUCAUCACCUCAGGUCUUGUAGCAUCUGGACCUGAAGACACAGAGCCAACCCCCCUGAUAACAGGAAGGGAUGGGCAGGAUGGAGAUAAAAGGCAAAACAUUAGAAUCUAAAAUCAGCAAAAAUUAUUAGAGGUAUUAGAGUCCGUUUAGCAAGUUGCACCUUGUCCAUUACUUCUGGUAGCCAUCAAAACAAUAUACUUGUAUUUGAACCAGAUCGUUUUAAUGCAACACUUUUUGUACCUUUACAUGUUUGUGAUGUACAGUUGUGUGCAAAAGUCUUAGGCCUAUGAGAAAAUGCUUUGGAAAUUUAAUAUGUAAUUCUAUGCAUUGUUUUAAAAAAAGCUGACGUUAGAAUAAAUACAAAUAAACAAAAUUUUGAUUUCACCUAGAUAUUUAUAAUUAGUGGGACCUAACAAGUAUAAAACAUUGUUGUUUUUGCAAAAAACAAUGUCCUUAUAUGGAUGUAAUAGUUUAUUUUAUUCUAUUUUUUAUGUUUAAUGAUUUUACAAGCAAAAAAAUAAUAAUUUUUAGUGUUACAAUAUUCAGUAUAGUCCUAAGACUUUUCCACUGUACUUCUGUUUCUUGUGUAUGUAAUAUGUAUGUAAUGUAGUAUGGGUGUUUUUUUUUUUUUUUUUCAAUAUUUGUCAUUGUUUAUUGCAUUUGCGUGGUCUAGGUGUUGGAUGCAUGGACAGUGUGUAUGUCUACUGCUAUUGCCAAUGUCACUGUCAACAGUAAUUGUGAUCAGUCAGUCGGUUCAUGUUUUCUGGUCAGCUUUAGGUGCGCUCUACCUGGACACACUACCUGGGUGUGUAGGUGCUCACACAGGUGUGGGUGCUCAGGUGUAGCAGGUGAACAAAAAUGCUGUGAGUAUUUAUUUGGUCUGCAGGCCGGGGAGAAUUGGGCCUGAGGGCACAGCUGGUUAAACUUGUGCUCCUUUUCAUUUCCUUAAUUUUUUUUUGUUUUUGUGUGUUCAGUUCAGAUGUGUACUUUUAAGAUGUGUCCUUGCAAGUGUAUUUACUGCAUGUUACGAAUUAUAAAAGACUAAGGUCCUGAUGUUUUUGACAUGUCCGUGACCUUUAAAACAGAAGUUAAUAAAAGUAAUAUGUAUUUUAAUAGGAAAAA
Astyanax mexicanus (Mexican tetra) is the source of this 3541-nucleotide messenger RNA. RefSeq names its product fibromodulin a (gene fmoda). The record is from RefSeq and is a predicted model, not a curated record. The coding region runs from base 151 to 1170 and encodes 339 amino acids. NCBI's taxonomy places the organism in Eukaryota, Metazoa, Chordata, Actinopteri, Characiformes, Acestrorhamphidae. Gene Ontology annotation, molecular function: protein binding. The transcript has 3 exons.